AUGGCCACAAGCACUAGGUUGUUGCACUAUAGCAACCCUUUCUUCGUUUCCAUUAUUUCAAUUAUCAUCGUUUAUUUGCUCAUCAAACUAUGCACAAAACCAAAAUCCUCCGUCCACUACCCUCCCAGCCCUCUAGCACUGCCCAUUAUCGGCCAUCUCCACCUCCUAAGUUCCUCAUUGCCCAAGUCUUUCCAAACCCUAGCUCGCCGUUAUGGCCCCCUCAUGCGCAUACACAUAGGCCAAUCUAUCUUUGUUGUUGUUUCAGAUGCCGCUGUGGCGAAAGAGGUCCUGAGAAUCCAUGAGGGUGAGUUCGCUUCCAGGUUUGAAUUUGGUCCAGCUGAGUACAACAUCUACAAAGAUGCUGGUUUCAUCACCAGUCCUUAUGGCACGUAUUGGCGGUUCAUGAAAAAGCUUUGCAUGACAAAGCUCUUUUCCGGGCCACAGCUGGACAGGUUCAACCACAUCCGAAAGGAGGAGAUUAUGAAACUGCUGCAAUCAUUAAUGAAGAGAUCUAGAGAGGGGAAAUGGUGUGAUUUGAGUGCGGAGUUAGCCAGCUUGACCAACAACUUGAUAUUCAGGAUGGCAAUGGGCAAGAGAUUUUCAAAGGAUGGGAAUGAGGCUAACGAGAUGUGGAAGUUGGUGGUGGAGAUAAUGGGGCUUGCAGCAAAGCUAGGAGUCAAUGAAGUGCAUGGUUUGUUGAAGAAAAUUGACCUUUUCGGAAAUGGGAAAAAGCUUAGAGAGGCACUUGAAAGGUAUGAUAGGCUAGUGGAAGAGAUCAUCAAGGAUUAUGAAGAAAAUGGGUUGGAUAUUGGUGGGGGAAAUGAAAAUCUGAUGCAUAUUUUGUUGGAGACUUAUAGAGAAAAGAAUGCUGAACUGAAGAUAACAAGAGAUCAGAUCAAGUACUUCAUUCUUGAGUUGUUUAUUGCUAGCAUCGACACUUCAUCCGCAGCCAUACAGUGGGCCAUGGCAGAGCUCAUCAACCAUCCGAAAGUAUUCAAGAAGGUAAGGGAAGAGAUUGAUUCAGUUGUGAAGUCCAACAGGCUAGUCAACGAGUCAGACGUGCCAAACCUCCCUUACUUGCAAGCAAUCGCCAAGGAAACCUUGAGGCUGCAUUCUCCGGUGCCUAUAUUUCAUAGGGAAUGCACCAAAGACUGCAAGAUCAAUGGCUUCGACCUCCAGGUCAAAGAUAGAGUCCUGAUCAAUGCUUACGCUAUUAUGCGUCACCCGGAAGCGUGGAGUGACCCGGAUAAGUUUCUUCCAGAGAGGUUUUUGUACAACUCAUCAGGAGAAAACAAUGGUGAAUAUUUGAUGGAAAUCAAGGAUCAGGGUUUUUGGUUCCUUCCGUUUGGGGGUGGUAGAAGAGGAUGCGCUGGUUCCUUGCAUGCUUAUCUAGUUACGCAUGGGACAGUUGGUGCCUUGGUUCAAUGCUUUGAUUGGAAAACCAAAGAUGGGGAAAAGGUUGAUAUAAGUGUUGGGUCAGGCUUUUCCGGCGCAAUGGCACUUCCUAUGGAAUGUUAUCCUGUUUUACGUUUUGAUCCAUUUCAGAAAUGA
Molecule: messenger RNA, 1551 nt
Organism: Theobroma cacao (cacao)
Lineage: Eukaryota; Viridiplantae; Streptophyta; Magnoliopsida; Malvales; Malvaceae
Product: beta-amyrin 24-hydroxylase-like
Cellular component (GO): membrane
Molecular function (GO): oxidoreductase activity, acting on paired donors, with incorporation or reduction of molecular oxygen, NAD(P)H as one donor, and incorporation of one atom of oxygen; iron ion binding; heme binding
Source: RefSeq, a predicted model, not a curated record